Molecule: messenger RNA, 7106 nt
Organism: Phlebotomus papatasi
Lineage: Eukaryota; Metazoa; Arthropoda; Insecta; Diptera; Psychodidae
Gene: PDZ-GEF
Product: rap guanine nucleotide exchange factor 2
Exons: 10
Coding region: 1081-5577 (1498 amino acids)
Biological process (GO): Ras protein signal transduction; positive regulation of GTPase activity
Cellular component (GO): apical plasma membrane; plasma membrane
Molecular function (GO): guanyl-nucleotide exchange factor activity; protein binding
Source: RefSeq, a predicted model, not a curated record
AUUUAAACGUCAUUUUGUGUGAAUGUUGAGGAGAAUGUUGUGUGUUUUCUUUGAUUUGAAGAAGGGAAAAUUCAUUGGAAGUGAGAGCAUUGGCGUGAGAGUGAGACACUAAAACGCCAAACCAAGUGGAAAAGUGCGAUAAAUAAUUUGACUUUCUUAACACAUUUUAUUCCUUUUUUUUUCAUUUAUUCUUCUUCAUUUUCUUUUUACCAUUUUUGACUUUAUGAAUUUUGUUUUUGUGUUCCGGAAAGAAAAAAAGUGAUCAAAAUUGAAUUGAAUUGAACGGAUUUUGUUGUUUUUUCUUGUGUUUUUUGGGUGGAUUGCAAGGGAAAAGCAAGAUUGUGUGGAAAAGUUAGAAGAAGAAGGAAAAGUCUUUUGUUUUAAGUUAAAAAAAGUAGAGAAAAAAAGUGUAAAGAAAACAGAGUGAGAAAGAGAGAGAGACAGAGUAAAAGAGGAAAAAGGAAAGAAAGAAAUCUCAGCAAAGUUUUGUGUGUAAAAGACUCAUAAACUGUCGAUUGCAUUUACAAAGUUCAAAGAAGAUCAAAUUUUGAUUUAGACCAUUAAAUUUAGGUUUAUUAAUAAACUCUUUGGAUAAUGCUCUGUGUAAUUUUCAAUUAAUUAAACAUAAAGUGUGGAAAAUUUGGACAGAAAAUCAAAUAGAAAGAGAGAGAGAGAGAGACAGAGAAUUAAUGUUGUAGUAAAAUAAUAAAGUGUAAGACGAAAAUCUUCAAGGAGGGAAAAUAUCGUGUUGUUUUUCUUGUUGCUAGAGAGAAACCAUUAAAAUGGAAAUUAUAGCAACAUUGUGACUUCCUGCAACGUGUUAAACAACAACAAAAAACAAAUGCAAUUAUCCAAAAUUCACUAAACUCUCAAUAAAUUUUUUACAAGACAAUAAUAACAAUUACAAAAACAAAACAAAAAAGAAAAGAAAAGUGUAAAAGCAAUUUGCAGCAACAUUGGAGAAAUUUCUAAAGGGGAAUCCCUGUCAAAACAUUCACAACAUCAUGUCAUUAUUUUGGCAAAAGGAAUGGCGGCACAUGUCGACGUCCGAGCGAAUGUUUCGUCCUGGAGACAUCUGAAAUGAUUGUUAUUGACUAUCCGGAAGUGUCAAAUGCAGGAAGUUUGGGUACAACGGCCAAUCAUUUGUCCCCGUCGACGGCAAAAGUGACGAGAAAUCGAUGUGAUCGGAUUGUUGGAAUGGAUCAUUUGGCGGCUGGACAGCAAAUUCGGGCUGGUGGUGCAUCAGCCUUCAAUAUCAUUUAUACAUCGGAUGUUGAUUUGGGUACCGCAGGAGGGCAGCAGCAGCAGCAACAACAACAACAACAACAGCAAUCGCAUCAAUCACGACCUGAACUGUAUCAAAAGUGCAAUAGGGGCAGUCAUUCGAGUGAUACAAGUUCAGCAUACAGUGGAUCAGACACCAUGACGUCAGUUCAUAGUUCAUCAAUUGAUGCCGAUGAGGUGGAUCUGUCGGGUUUGGUGGAGAGUGUUGUGGAUUCAGAUGAGGAAGAUCUAGCUGAGAGUAUGGAUAGUUUAACUGUCCGGGAUACAGUUAGGGAGUGCCUGGAGAAAGAUCCAACGGACAGAACUGAUGAUGAUAUUGAGACAUUGUUGGAAUUUACACAGAAACUCAAAGCAUUCACCAGUCUAACUCUGGCUGUACGUCGUGCUCUGUGCAGUGUCAUGGUAUUUGCUGUGGUCGAAAAGGCUGGUACCAUGGUGAUGAAUGAUGGUGAAGAAUUGGAUUCGUGGUCGGUAUUGAUAAAUGGUCAUGUUGAGAUUGAACAUACAAAUGGUGAUCAUGAAGAACUUCAGGUUGGUGAUAGUUUUGGGAUAUUGCCAACAAUGGAUAAAUUGUAUCAUCAUGGUGUUAUGAGGACAAAAUGCGAUGAUUGUCAGUUUGUCUGUAUCACACAGACAGACUACUACAGGAUUCAGCAUCAGGGUGAAGAGAAUACCAAGAGGCACGAAGACAAUGGACAAUUGGUAAUGAUAACGGAACUGAGGCAUGGUGUUUUGGAUGCUGGAACAAGGAGAGGACAUGUUGUUAUUCGUGGAACACCAGAAAGAUUGAUGUUACAGCUAAUUGAGGAGAAUAGUAUGACAGAUCCAACGUACGUUGAGGAUUUCCUCCUGACUUACCGGACAUUCAUUGAGAAUCCCAAUCAAGUGGCACAGCAACUACUGACGUGGUUUGAAAAUGAAGAUACAUCACCACAAAUGACUUCUGCCACAGCCAAUGAGAUACGUGAUCGUGUUACACGAACUGUUAUCCUUUGGGUUAACAAUCAUUUUACUGAUUUUGAAUUUGACGGACACAUGAUGGAAUUUCUUGAGUCCUUUGAAGCUGGUCUCGAGAAGAAGGCCAUGGAGGGACAAUUGAGACUAUUGCAUAUUGCAUGUGCUGCUAAGGCUAGAACAAGAGUGGUCACUUUGACUAGAUCGUCACGGGAUGAAGCAUUGAAUUUUGAAAUUGGUGGUGGAAGUGAAAGAGGUGGUCUUGGGGUGUUUGUUGUUGGUGUUGAACGGAGAAGUAAGGCUGAUGAGGUGGGUUUUAAGAGAGGUGAUCAGAUCCUUGAGGUCAAUGGACAGAGUUUGGAACAUGUGACAAUUGGGAGGGCGAUGGAAUUGCUGAAGAGUACGACACAUUUGUGUGUUACACUGAGGAGUAAUCUUUUGGCAUUUAGGGAAAUGCUGGGAACACCUGAGUGUCUCAGUCCACAGAGAUCGAGACCACCGAGACGACGUAUGGUGCCGGAUUUGGCAGAUCCGAGAGCUAGGCUAUCAGCAGCUGAUUUGAUGGGUGUCGAUCAGGCUGAUGGUGCAGCACAGAGGACGGUAACGAUGACACAGGGUGGUGUAUCGAGUGGUGGACCACUUUCUGCACCACCUGCAACUGUUAAGAGUGGCUUUAUGACAUUGGCACCAAAAAGACGACUACAGAAGGCUCUGAUUAAGAUGAAUCUCUUGCCGAAGAAUUCACUGUUACUGGCCAGUGAAAGUGGUAGCAUUGAGGCUGAAUCACCGCCACCUGUUCCAUCAGUUGCAAUGACAAUUGGCGGCGGUGAUAGUAGUAGUACGAGUUCUGGAUCAUCUCAGAGUGUUACAGCUGGAACAGCAUCAGUUGUCACCCCGGGAAGUGGUACUGCAGCAGCAACUACAACAACUGCAGGAAUGUUUCACAGUCAAAGUAAUCCAGAUCUAAGUGCAACAUACUACGAUGAUAGUCGAUCAACUGACUAUCCAGAGCACGUUCUUAAAGUCUUCAAAGCCGAUCAAACGUGCAAGUAUCUCCUUGUGCACAAAGAAACAACAGCACAUGAAGUGGUAAUGCUAGCACUUCAGGAAUUUGGUAUACAUGAGACAAGUUCAAAUUUUUCCCUAUGUGAAGUUAGUGUUGGCGAUGGUGGAAUGGUUAAACAACGUCGUCUACCCGAUCAAAUGCAAAAUCUAGCAGAACGUAUUGGUUUAUCAGCUAGAUACUAUCUGAAAACAAAUGGUAUUAGUGAAACACUCGUACCCGAUGAUGUAGCUGGUGAACUUAUACGUGAAAAUGCCGUACACUUUCUCCAACUCAAUGCCAAUGAAGUGGCAAUGCAAUUGACAUUUCAAGAUUUUGGUAUAUUUCGUCAGAUUGAAAGUACAGAAUAUGUUGAUGAUCUAUUUGAUCUAAAAUCACCAUACGGUACACCAAUGCUACAGCAAUUUGCCGAAUUGGUAAAUCGUGAGAUGUUUUGGGUAGUAACAGAAAUCUGCAGUGAAGGCAAUAUAGUACGUCGUAUGAAGAUAAUUAAGCAAUUUAUAAAAGUUGCAAGACACUGCAAAGAAUGUCGAAAUUUUAAUUCAAUGUUUGCCAUUGUAUCGGGUCUUGGUCAUGCAGCUGUUAGUCGUUUGAGAUCAACAUGGGAUAAAUUACCGUCAAAAUAUCAGAAAUUAUUUGGUGAUUUGCAAGAAUUAAUGGAUCCAAGUCGCAAUAUGUCAAAAUAUCGUCAAUUGGUAUCAGCUGAACUUGUAACACAACAUCCAAUUAUACCAUUUUAUCCAGUGGUCAAGAAGGAUCUCACAUUUAUCCAUUUGGGUAAUGAUUCACGCAUCGAAGGACUCAUAAAUUUUGAGAAACUCCGAAUGAUUGCAAAGGAAGUCCGAAGUCUAGCCUACAUGUGCAAUUCACCAAAUGAUCUACUAACAAUGCUAGAACUUCGUGGUCAACCACCAAGUUCAGCCAUGGUGGCACUAAAUCAAAUGUCAGUGGCCACAAGUGGUAGUUCGGGUUUCCUAGGUGCGGGCCAGGCCACGGUUAAACGACGAAAGAAAAGUACAGCAGCACCAAAUCCCAAAAAGAUGUUCGAAGAGGCCCAAAUGGUGCGUCGUGUUAAAGCCUACCUCAACAAUAUGAAGGUGAUAACGGACGAAGAUGCCCUUCAUGCCCUGUCAGCUGACUGUGAACCGAGUGGUGGAUCAGCACCGAGUUCAGUGACCAUCCGGAAGCGUCAUCCAUCACCUACAUUGAGUACGACAAGUUCCACAAGUUCCACGAGUGAGGGUAAGAAGUGUCAGGGUGGUAGUGGUGCAGGUGGUGCAGCUGGUGCAAAAUUUGGUGCAGCAUCACCGCAGGCCGUUAAGAAGAUACUGGCACUGUCGGAACCCAGUAAAACCCGACCACAUCAUCCAAAACAUCCAGGAAUUGUUCUACCUGGCCUUGGGCAUCACUAUACCUCAACAAUAAGUCCUUCACCAUCUCCAAACACCCACCGACGCAUCAAUCCCAGCAGUAGUGCAGGAUCUGUAUCAUAUCCCGGACAUGGAUUUCCCAGUGGAGGUCACAUGGGUGGCACCGGUGGAAGUGGUAGGGCUAUUCAUGAGCGUAGUCACUCAGAUACACCAACUCCUGUGCCCUCAGUCGAUCUAUCUGCUGAGAGCAGUAGUGUUACAUCCCUCAGUAAUAUGCCCCUUCGAAAGACAAUCACAUCGAGCAGCCUGACAUCUAGUGACAGUGGACAUGGUAGUUGUGCACAAUCAACAGCUGACAAUCAGUCAAAUUGUUCAGAGAGUAACAGCGGUCUGUACCAUGUUGCAUCGUCAAUUGUUCACAAUUCGCCAUCGCCAACCCUUCAACAGAGACGCCAUUCAGCCCUUCACGGCUCCUGCGGUCUUGGCUAUGUACUGUCACCACCAUCUUCAACGCAUCAUCACAGUUUGGGUCUCAAUGGAGACCUAUCUCCCUUUCAAUUGGGUCCAAUUGCAUCACAACUGCACGGCUCAGCAGCCAAUUUCCUCACUUCGCCACAAUUUCACAGCGCCACCCGGUACAACGCUGCCCAUACAAUGGUGAGUGGUCAUGGGGUGCGAAGUGGUGGUAUUCCACGUCUACCGCCAGCUUACAGUGUUGCAGCACAAAUGGCACGCCUGCAUAGACUAGGCAGAGCUCAUAGUCAUGAAGGUGUUACAACAGUAUCAGUGGCAGCAGCUGCUGCAGCUGCCCAGGGCUCCUUCAUAGCACCCCAGACAAUCCUUCGGCAGGAUCCUGAGCCAGAUGAUGAAGAUGAUGAUGAGGAAACACAGGUAUCAGCUGUCUGAGAUGCCGGUGAUGCUGACAUUCCGAAUAAUUAAAAAAAAAAGAAAAAUACAUAUACAUAUAUAUACAAAAGAGAAAAACGUUAAGAAAACACCAAAUUUACUAUAAAUUGCUUUUUGUUUUUUUUUUCUUUAAAUAAUUUUUAAAUUUAUAACUAGUUUUGUUGGUAUUUAAAAGAUAAAAGAAAAGGAAUCUAUUUUUUUUUUUUAGUUUAAAUGAAGCAUGUCUGAAUAUUUCUUUUGAAAUGGAUUUUUUAGAAAGAAUAAUAAUAGAGAAGAAAAAAAUAAUACAAAAAAAUGGAAAAAAAUAAAUUAAUGUGAUAGUAUUGAGAAUCUCAAAAAAAAAAGAAGUUUUAUAUCGUAAAUUUAACUUUUUUUUUCUGUAAUUUUGAAGUCAAUUCUGUAUCUUUUUGAAUAUAUAUUUUUUUUGCAGAAGGAAAUGCUCUCUGGAUUAUUGUAUUUUUUUUCUUAAUUAAAAAAAGACAUAUCAAAUGUUUUUCUUCUUCUUAAUUCUCUAUUGGAGAUAGUACAGUAUUAUUAUUUAAAAAAUUUCUAUAAAUGACAAAAAUGGUGAGAACAAUAUUUACCGAAUUCGAAGGUUCUUCCUUUUUUUUUUUAAGUGAGAGAGAGGGAGAGGAAAAAUGAAUUAAACAGAGUCCAAUUUGUUCAAAUACUUUUUAAAUAUUAAUAGUUUUAUUUAAUGACUAUUAAAUGAAUUUUGAAGUAAAAGUUAUUAAAUAAAACUGUCAAUAUGCCCAAUAAUAUACGAAAUAAAAGAAGAUUUUUAAAAAAAAUUUAAAUAAUAAUAAAAGAAAUAUAAUUAGAGUACAGGGAAAAAAAUAUUUUUGAGUAAACUAUGUUUUCUUCUAAAGACAAAAAUUAAAGAAAUAAUAAAUAAAUGAAAAAGAGAAAAUACAUUUGGAGAAAUUAUGAAGAAAAAGGAAUAUUAAGAGAAAAGAAAUAAAUAGUUAAAAUAAAUGUAAUCAAUGUGAUUCAUCCUCGAAAAUAAACCAAUCCAAUAUUUGCUUCGUUUUAUUCUCCUCUUGUAAAUAAUAAGCGUUAUUUAAUUUCGAAAUAAAGAAAAUAAAAGUAAAAUAAAAGCAAAAAAUCAAGGAAAAAUGUUUUGUGAAAAAAGACAAAAAGAAAAUUAAAAGAGAUAACUGUAUAUUUUUAGAUGAAAAUUGUCUUGUGAGAUAAAAAAAAGAGAAAUAUUUACAAAAAAGAAAAACUAAUAGGGCUCUGUAAGGGUAUAUGUGAAUUAUAAUUUAGUAAAAAAAGCAAAAUAAAAAAAAGAAAAAUAUAUUAGUUGAAAUAAAAAUGAAUACCAGUGGAACCAACCAAUCUCAUAUUAAAAAAAAAAUAGAAAAGAAAUAUAAAUAAGUCCCAGAAAUAUUAAACCCAUUUUACUUAUAAUAAAACAAAAAAAAACCAAUCGUAGUAUUUGUUAUAUUUUGUAAAUAAUCAUAAAAUAAAAAAAAACCUCAAAUGAACAAAAAAGAGUCUCGAUGUAAUUAUUAAACAAAAAAAAAGAA